AUGACACUGAUCAACUUACGCAAGUUCCACCCGCUUACCCUUUCUGGUCCUUCUUUGUGUGUUGCUACGAGUCAGAGCUCGGGCUCUGGUGCUGAUGGUGGCUUUGGAUCCGGCUACAAUCCUAACGAUACUUACGGAUGGGGCUCUGGCUCAAGCACGGGCUCUAGUCCGACUAUUGGCUCUGGUUCAAGCACGAGUUCUGGUUCAGGCACUGGCUCUGGCUCGACUUUUGGCUCCGGUUCAAGCACAGGCUCUGGUUAUGGAUCGGUCUCUGGCUCAGGCUAUGGUUCAAGCUCAGGCUAUGGCUCGGGAAGUAGCUCCAGCUAUGGAACAGGAAGUAGCUUCGGCAGUGGUUCAGGUAACGGCUCAGGAAGUAGCUAUGGUUACAGUUUUGCAUCGACCAGCACUUCGACACUUGUUCACGGUUUUAAAGCUCCACUUGCUGUUAGUGCUGUUGGGCUUGCUGUUGCCAUCUUGCUUUUCCUCUUUUCCCCUGCUCUUGCUAUGUACGCUUGGAGGGAGAGGCACACUAACACACCUGUUCCACGAUGGCUAAACCGUACCGUGCUUGGCCUUAGCGUCGUCGGAUUUGCUAUGUCUCUGGCUAUGUUUGGUGUCUAUGGUCAUUACCACUUCUUAAUGGAUGAGCCUGCUGCUGAAGCCGCAAUGCUAUUCUUGGCCGCCAUCACUGGCACAACAGUUAUCCCCCAUCUGCCUGCCAAAUGGGUCGAAAAGUUCCAGCUCAAAGAACAGACGGGACGCAACAGUGUAGCGAUGGAGACUAAGCCCCAAUUCAAUGAGACCAAACACGAACAUAACAGUGCUUUGGAGCAAGCCUAA
Mycosarcoma maydis (corn smut) is the source of this 840-nucleotide messenger RNA. RefSeq lists its product as uncharacterized. The transcript is spliced from 4 exons. Lineage: Eukaryota; Fungi; Basidiomycota; Ustilaginomycetes; Ustilaginales. The record is from RefSeq and is a predicted model, not a curated record. The coding region runs from base 1 to 840 and encodes 279 amino acids.